CAACAAAAUAAGUCUAUUAAGUUUGAUAAAAGUUAUAGCCCCAAUGUUUUAUAAAUAAUAAAAUAAAACUAAGAUUUUAGGACACAGGAAUAAAGUCACACUAUUAAAGAAAGUACCAAAGAAGGGUGUAACAAAUUUUAAAGUGAUCAAACAUACAGAAUCUUUUCUCCACCUUUCCUGUGGCUUGGGGAUUAACUUACACCACUACACUUAAAAAUGGUUUAUAAGAAAAGAAGUAACUAUGAAAAUUGUGAAAACUGUUACAUCCACUCUGAAAAGAGAACAAGAAAGACGAAGAAGAUAAAAUCUCCGAGCAAUUCAGAUCUUUUUCCUUGUAAGUUUAGGGAAAACAACUACUCUACAGAAAUACCCAAUACAAAGCUAAGUACAUCCAGUCUGUAUGACGGUUGUGAGUCAAAGAAACGCACCAAACUGCAGACUAAACCCCUCAACAGAUCACAUCGCAGUUUGUGUUACUCCUCGUACUCUAUAAACGAUGUGUGCGGAAGAUGUGAAACACCAUUGCUACGAGGGAGAAAACCAACUUAUGACUCUUCCAACAUUGACUUAUUGAAUAUCCCUGAAAGUGACCGUCGGAUUCUUGAAAUUCUAGCAUUGAAGAAAGAACAAGAGAUUGAAAGUGAGAAAAUAGCCUACCAAUCUCAGCUGCUUUGGGAGAAAUCACAGAAUGAAAGAAUCAAGGCUGAAAAUGAGCAAAAAGAAAAAUGGCGUAAGUAUGUUCAACAAAAACAAAAAAGUGAUAGUUUGCAAAAUUUAUUUAGAAUGGAGGAUAUAAAACAAAACCUUAGAGAUUCACAAAAGAAACUGGAAGAAAGCAUACAAAAACGAGAUCAGCACGUGAAUUUUCUAAAGAAGAAAUGUGAAGAAAAGAAGCGUAAUGAAUUGAGGGAAAGACAAGUUCACGAGUCCCUGAAAAAAGCAAUUAUUGAUGUAAAUUUUAGACAAAAAGAAGAUGAAGUAGAAGAAUUUUUCCAGAGGCAUAUUGAAGAAUUGGAGGAAAAAUUGAACAGAGCCGAAUCUCAACGGCGGAGUAGGCAGGAACAAAUUCAUAGGAGAGUAGCGAGUGCCAACAGAAGUGAGGAUGUGAGACAUCAAGAGAACAUGUUGGACUUGCUGGCCGAACAGUCAUUGACACAACAUCAGAAACAACGGCAAUGUCGGGAGAGAGAGUCUAGAGCAAGAGAGAGACACAUCGAGAUCCGACAGAGGAGAGAGAGAAGCCUAAAACAAAUGAGGGCAGAACAAGAGGAAAGGGCAGCCAUUGUGAGAGAGAUGCACCGGGAAUUGGAGAGGGGACUAGAGGCUUGGCAAGAUCAGGUGAUGUUGCUACAGUGGGCAGACCAUCAGCGAGCGGAGGCAGUGGUCCAAUCACAGAAGGAUGAUCGCAAAAUGAAGGUCGAAGUGGAAAACAAAGAGAGACAAAUACUUCACCAACAACGGUUAAAAAAAGUGAGAGAAGCAGAACAGAAGAGACAGCAGAGUGUACGACAAGAAAUAACUGCUAAAGAGGAAAAGAUUAGAUCUCUUCAGAGACAAAGAGAAAGAGAGUUACUAGAAGGCAGAGCGCAGGCUCAGAUGACUGCAGAACUCAGAGAACACCUCAGACAAACACUGUCCCCGGAGACAUUUGACAGGAAGGUAGCUCGUGCAGCUCUAGAGACCCGCAUGUCCAACCGUCCGAUAUCUGUGAGUCCCUCACUGCUGUCUUCUCACAUACACCUUGGCUAGACAACAACCGCCAUCAUUAGGGAUAGAGUUCAGACCAGAGUAUAUACAGCACUUCUUCGGAGAAGAUUGAAAUGAAAUAUCAGUUUAAACUUUUCAAUUGGUGUAACCUCCAGUGUUACCAACUUUGAACACUAAAAAAAGGUCUAGUCGCAGAUAUUAUUCUAGGCUUGAUACUGUAUAUACAAACAAACCAAAAAUAAGUUUUCCAUAAUUGCACUAAUACUUAAAGAUUUGUUUUAAAAGCUACCUGAGAGGGGAGGUUGGGGUUAUUAUCUUUGAGUACCGGGGGACCGAGCCAUGUCUCGGUAUGUUUAUUUUGAUUGUAAAGCAAUAUAAAGGAAACUUCAUGAUGGUUGGACACUGGAUCGUUAAAAUUAGCACUAUAAGGUUUAUAUUACCUGGCUUCUGUCUCCGAUCCUCGGCAGUUUUAAGAAACUACAGCUGUUUCAUGCCUUACAUUGGCACAUCCUCAGGUUUGGUGAACGCCAGCUUUUCUAUAAAAUAUCCCUCGGAGAUGAGUUUGUCAUGGUUUUACGGAAAAC
Messenger RNA from Macrosteles quadrilineatus (aster leafhopper), 2291 nucleotides. RefSeq names its product trichohyalin-like. Bases 217 to 1749 code for a protein of 510 amino acids. The record is from RefSeq and is a predicted model, not a curated record. Lineage: Eukaryota; Metazoa; Arthropoda; Insecta; Hemiptera; Cicadellidae. The transcript is spliced from 9 exons.